CUUCUCCUGUGAGAGAGACCUCCUCCUCCUCCGCCUCCAGCCCCAGCGAGCCUCCUGUCCAGCUGCAGAUACCAACGGGAAUCCCGAUGGGGAAGUCGGUGGUGAAGCUUCUCACCUUCUUGGCCUUCGCCUCGUGCUGCAUUGCUGCUUACCGCCCCAGCGAGACCCUGUGUGGCGGGGAGCUGGUGGACACCCUCCAGUUCGUCUGUGGGGACCGCGGCUUCUAUUUCACUGGCAUGUGCGGGCACCUACUGCAGGCCUCCUGGGAGAACGGGCUGGACCUGCUGCCCCCUCUGGGAACCAUGGGGUCUCUUCUGGGGUUGGAGCUUCCGGGUGGGCGGCUGGGGCGGAGGGGCCCGUGGGGUGGGUGCCUGCUGACCGUCCCCUCCCCCUCCCAGGACAACUUCCCCAGAUACCCCGUGGGCAAGUUCUUCCAAUAUGAUACCUGGAAGCAGUCCGCCCAGCGCCUGCGCAGGGGCCUGCCUGCCCUCCUGCGUGCCCGUCGGGGUCGCGUGCUCGCCAAGGAGCUCGAGGCGUUCAGAGAGGCCAAGCGUCACCAUCCCCUGAUCGCCAUGCCCACCCAUGACCCCGCCCACGGGGAUGCCUCUCCGGAGAUGCCCAGUGAUCAGAAGUGAACCAAAGUGUUGUAAUUCUGCACCAUGAACCAUCGCCCUGUGACCUCCUCCUGACCAAGGACGCUACCAUCAGGUUCUGUCGCCAAAGUCUCUCUGUCCCAUCUCCCCCUGCGGGCUUCCCCUGCCCCAGCCCCCAUGCCCCGCCUCCCCAGGUCAGGCUACCCUCCUCGGCCCCCUCCAUCGGGCUG
Messenger RNA from Carlito syrichta (Philippine tarsier), 823 nucleotides. It is a transcript of the gene IGF2, whose product is annotated as insulin like growth factor 2. Gene Ontology annotation, molecular function: hormone activity. Gene Ontology annotation, cellular component: extracellular region. NCBI's taxonomy places the organism in Eukaryota, Metazoa, Chordata, Mammalia, Primates, Tarsiidae. The transcript has 4 exons. The record is from RefSeq and is a predicted model, not a curated record. The annotation marks the transcript as partial.